UGAGACUUUGUGGCGAGUUUUAUGUUUUGUUUAGAGCUUUUACACACGAUGUAAGUUUAAAAAGCCAAAUACCAAUUAAUACUAGAGACGGAGCAAUAAAUCAUCAAAAAUAAAGCGAAACAAACAAGCGCUUUAUUCUGCGCGCAAUUACGCAUUGACGCACGCGAACACCGCACCAACAUCAACCGGUUUAAAUGUAAAAAGUUAUUUUCUUACAUCUGUAGAGCUAAAGAUUGCUAAUGUUUGGUGUCAAAUUAUUCUGUAUUUCAAUAAAGAACGCAAAUCUAUGUUCGACCUUGAAACGAGGACUGAAUGUGGUGCAUCCGGUAAAGUUGAAACGGUCUUUUCAAAGUGUGCCAGCUGAACAGUCACGAGUGUCCUUACGUCCAACCUCUCAGUUCAGACUCAUUCGGAACUGCUGUCGAUCUCUGCUGGUCAUCUCUAGUGUCGCUAUAGUAACGGAUGGAUGCGCUGAGCGCGCCAUAGGAACAUUUACCUGCGCGUCCUCUCAUUCUCCAUCAUCAUUAUCAUGUCCGAUCAGUCUCCUCCAUCAGGACAGAAGUCCGCGCUCAGGUUAAGUGGAUCAUCUCAGAGCCGGUUUCAGGUGGAAACGGUGACAGAGGGAGCGCGCUCCUCCGCCGGUGAGGAGUCGAAAGGGAGAUUCCGGGUAGUGAACUUCCUCAGCCCGACCGAUGGAGCAACUGACCCGGGUGUGGACGGAGACACGAAAAGUGAAGCCAGUCUCCACUCGUCCACCGGAGGUCUCAGUCAUUUCUCAGAUACGCACAGCAACACAUAUUACCUGCGCACCUUCGGCCACAACACCAUUGACGCGGUGCCAAACAUCGACUUCUACCGACAGACUGAAGCUCCGCUGAAACUCAUCCGACCUUCACUGUCUGAACUACACGAUGAGCUGGAUAAGGAGGCGUUUGAUGAUGGGUUUCCCAGCGGUGAAGAGCUCACGGCCACUGAAGCCAUCACACAGAAAGACGCGUCCGAUAAUAAAGGAGGUACAGUGAAGUUUGGGUGGAUUAAAGGAGUUCUGAUCAGAUGUAUGUUGAACAUUUGGGGUGUGAUGCUCUUCAUCAGGAUGUCAUGGAUCGUGGGUCAGGCCGGGAUCGCUCUGUCAUGUGCGAUCGUUCUCAUGGCUAUCGUUGUGACAUCCAUCACUGGCUUGUCCACUUCAGCAAUAGCCACUAAUGGUUUUGUUCGUGGAGGUGGUGCUUAUUAUUUGAUCUCCAGGAGUUUGGGUCCAGAGUUCGGAGGAUCUAUCGGUCUGAUAUUCGCCUUUGCGAACGCCGUCGCUGUCGCCAUGUAUGUGGUGGGUUUUGCCGAAACAGUGGUUGAACUUCUGGAUAGUAUAGAUGCUCUUAUGACAGAUGAGAUUAAUGAUAUCAGGAUCGUAGGAACACUGACUGUUGUUUUAUUGCUGGGAAUCUCUGUGGCUGGUAUGGAGUGGGAAGCGAAGGCUCAGAUUGUGUUACUGGUCAUCCUUCUGGCAGCUAUUGUCAACUACUUUAUUGGAUCUUUCAUUUCAUUGGAGUCAAAGGAACCCAAAGGCUUUUUCGGCUAUAAUGCUGCUAUAAUGAUAGAGAACAUGGGUCCAGAUUUCAGAGAUGAAGAAACUUUCUUCUCCGUCUUUGCCAUCUUCUUUCCAGCUGCUACAGGAAUCUUAGCAGGUGCCAAUAUCUCCGGAGACCUGGCGGACCCACAGUCUGCAAUUCCUAAAGGAACUCUUCUGGCCAUCCUCAUCACUGGAGUCGUCUACAUCGCUGUUGCCAUCUCCAACGGCUCUUGUAUUGUCCGAGAUGCUACAGGAGAUGAUAAUGACACCAUCAUAGGUCCACUGGAGAACUGCACAGAUGCCGCCUGCACGCUGGGUUAUGAUUUCUCCAUCUGUAAGGAGGGUGGAUGCAAGUAUGGACUUCAAAAUGACUUUCAGGUUAUGAGUCUGGUGUCUGGAUUUGGACCUCUCAUCACUGCUGGGAUUUUCUCUGCUACUCUCUCAUCCGCUCUGGCUUCACUGGUCAGCGCUCCUAAAGUAUUUCAGGCUUUGUGUCGUGAUAACAUCUAUCCUGGAUUGCACGUCUUUGCAAAGGGAUACGGGAAAAACAACGAACCGUUGCGAGCGUACGUCCUCACGUUCUUUAUAGGCCUGGCCUUCGUUCUAAUCGCCGAGUUAAACGUCAUCGCUCCCAUCAUCUCCAACUUCUUCUUGGCUUCUUAUGCUUUAAUCAAUUUCUCUGUGUUUCAUGCAUCGCUGGCAAACUCUCCAGGCUGGCGUCCGAGUUUUAAAUACUACAACAAGUGGGUUUCAUUAUCAGGAGCGGUGCUGUGUUGUGUGGUGAUGUUUGUGAUUAACUGGUGGGCAGCUCUGUUCACAAACGUCAUCGUCCUGGCGCUCUACAUAUACGUCAGCUAUAAGAAACCUGAUGUGAACUGGGGUUCAUCUACACAGGCGCUGAUGUACAAUCAAGCGUUAUCACACUGUCUCCAUCUCACUGGAGUUGAAGAUCAUAUCAAGAACUUCAGACCUCAGUGUUUGAUCAUGAGCGGUUACCCAGACUCAAGACCAGCGCUUCUGUAUCUCGUCCAUGCGUUCACCAAAAAUCUGGGCCUGAUGAUCUGUGGUCACGUGCGCACAGGCUACCGUAGACCCAACCAUAAGGAAAUGAUGAACGAGCAGGUGCGAUAUCAGCGCUGGCUCCUGAAGACACAAAUCAAAGCCUUCUACACACCUGUGUUUGCUGAAGAUCUUAGACAAGGAGCCCAGUAUCUUCUACAGACGGCUGGUUUGGGUCGCCUGAAACCAAACACACUUGUAUUUGGUUUUAAGAAUAACUGGAGAGAUGGUGAGAUGAAAGAUGUUGAAACAUACAUCAAUACGAUCCAUGAUGCCUUUGAUCUACAGUAUGGUGUGGUUCUCCUCCGACUAAAGGAAGGUCUUGAUAUCUCCCACAUUCAAGAUGAAGUUCUGUCCAUGCAAGAGAAAACUCCUGGAAUGAAGGAUCUCCUGGUGUCCAUCAACAUCAAAGACUUUGACAGCGAUUCUUCUAAAGAAUCAUCUAAAACCACCAGCUGUCAGAGCAGUCCUCUCAUUUUCAGAGACACAAAGAGUCCUUCAACAAAGCUCAGCCCUGCGGAUGAGAGACUUCUGACCGCCAGUCAACAGUUUAAGAAGAAACAAAGCAAAGGAACCAUUGAUGUUUGGUGGCUGUUUGAUGAUGGAGGCCUGACUCUUCUCAUACCGUAUCUGUUAACCAACAAGAAGAAAUGGAGAGAUUGCAAGAUCCGUGUGUUUAUCGGAGGGAAGAUAAACAGGAUGGAUCGUGAUCGCAGAGCAAUAGCUGCAUUACUCAGUAAGUUCAGGAUUGACUUUUCAGACAUCACCGUACUUGGAGACAUCAACAUUAAGCCAAAGAAACACAAUAAGGAGAUGUUUCAGGAGAUGAUCGAGCCGUACAAACUGAGAGAAGACGACAUGGAGCAGGAAGAUGCUGAGAGACUGAAGACACAAGAGCCAUGGAGGAUCACUGAUAAUGAACUGGAGCUCUACAGGGCUAAGUCAAAUCGUCAAAUUCGACUGAACGAGCUGUUGAAGGAACACUCAAGUGCAGCAAACCUCAUUGUCAUAACAAUGCCGCUGGCCAGAAAGGGGACGGUGUCCAGCGCUCUCUACAUGUCCUGGCUAGACACUUUAUCUAAAGAUCUGCCUCCAAUUCUCCUGGUCCGAGGAAACCAUCAGAGCGUUCUUACCUUCUACUCAUGAAGACAACAUGAUGCUACAAUCCUGACAUUCGUAAAUUGGCCGGAUACUCACAUUGAUUAUAUAUUCAAGGAGUGUAAGCCAUGUCACAGUAAUGAUGGGAUCUAGUUUGAGAUAUUUGAAUGGAUUGAAAUACUGUACAUUAAAGGGUCAAGACCUGUGAAGAA
Molecule: messenger RNA, 3936 nt
Organism: Misgurnus anguillicaudatus (oriental weatherfish)
Lineage: Eukaryota; Metazoa; Chordata; Actinopteri; Cypriniformes; Cobitidae
Product: solute carrier family 12 member 2
Biological process (GO): cell volume homeostasis; chloride ion homeostasis; chloride transmembrane transport
Cellular component (GO): apical plasma membrane
Molecular function (GO): ammonium channel activity; sodium:potassium:chloride symporter activity
Source: RefSeq, a predicted model, not a curated record